GACAUCGUCACUAUCGUCUGUUGUUGCCCCUUGUUGCCCCCCCGUCUCAUCCGGUUCGCCCCGUCUUAUUGUGUUGCGCCUCUGCCUCGGGUGAAUGAAAACAUUGGUCCUGGCCGAACCCGUUUAAUCCGAAGCGUCAGAACGGACAAAACCUAGAAGCAAAGCAUAAGAGACGAUCGCGUUCCGUAAAUCAGUUGCACAUCCGAAGUCAUGCCGUACAACACUCGUCGCAAAUCCCUUUCCUUGCCGUCGUUAGGCAUCCAUGUCCCCGUCACCCAUGCUGCCCGGGCAGCCGCAAGUCGAGCCUCCCCGAACACUCCCUCGUCCUCGACAGCAGCCAGCGUAACGAACACAAGAGCGCAUUCCCUCACAGCAUCCGCCAUGGCAUCGCCGUCACCGAGAGAGCAACAUCAUCCGAAUAAGAAGGUAAAACGAGCUCACAGCGAGGACUCGGACGGCUUGUUGCACUCAGCCUCGAUUCCCAGGAAACAUGAGCCUACCGUCAAGUUCGACCACACUCCGCCUCCAUCGCCGCCACCCACCGAUCGAUCCUCUGUCGAGAUGGUUGAUGCCGAUGCCGACGCUUCUGCGACUCCAAUGAAGAAGAUCGAUCUGGAGGGGAUUAAUGACGAGAUUGUCGAGGCAGUUAUCGUCCAACUGGAGAAUACCAAAAACAGGCCUCAUCUAGUGAAGGAACUGGCCGCCGUAUUGAUGCAGCAGCUGAAAAUAGUUCAACAGUCUGCCAAUCCCUGCGCCAUCAUUUCAUCCCGUCUGUCGACCUAUCUGAAGCGUUCUUGCUGGUCCGCACUCGCCCCUUGCCCCCUGGCCAAGGAGCUCGAGACAGUACACCCGCGCCGAACCUAUUUCUACCUGACGACCUGCCCCCAUCAGCCACUUCCCGACCCGGCACACGCCGCCGCCCUCUCCCAACUGGCGCAUGCCCGGGCCAUCAUCUCGCCGUGCCUGUCGAGCGCCACGUCGGCGUCCGUCAAUUCCGAGGAUGCCGAGUUCGAGGACGCGCGCCGCCGGGAGCUGAGCCCGAGCCCCGAGGUCGACCUGUCGAGCCCCGAGUUCGACGACGUGGACGACGACAUCGCGAUGCCGAGCACCCCCAUUGGCAGCCUAUCGAUGCGCGGCUUCGGACUCGCCCCGCUGCUGCUAGGUCAUGGCAGCGUGCCGGGCAGCGCCGCGUCGUCGGCGAGACACCACCGCGCCGCGUCGCCGCCGCUGGAGAAGGACGAGAAGGAGUUCACACAGACGGCCGACGGGCUGCAGAAGCGCAAGCUGAGCGGCGAGCUGAUGUCUUCGAGCGGCGUGAGCCCCGAACAGGCGGCACAGGCGACGGUCGAGCUCGACUUUGGGAGCAGGGACGACAGCAGCCUGUUUGGCGACAAGACCGCCCUGCUCAGCGCCGCCUCCCACGUCGGCGCUUUCCCUACCAUGGCGUUCGUGACCAGCCCGGCCAUCAAGCCGGCGGCAUUUGCGCUCCACUUCGGCAGGAAGGACAGCGGCGACGCCGACAGCUGGGCGAAGGUGGAUCACAUGCUGGGUUGGGAUCGGAAUCCCGAGAACAUUGAGCUCGAGGAGCUAGACGGCUUGCUCAAUGACUACUGAGCCGUUUUCUCACUUUCACCUCCCAACUCUUAUUAUGUCCCUUAUUCCGCACCCAUGUGGCGGAUGGAUGUGUAUGAUGAGAUCUUGAUUUUGCAGUGCCAGUGUU
Molecule: messenger RNA, 1720 nt
Organism: Phialemonium atrogriseum
Lineage: Eukaryota; Fungi; Ascomycota; Sordariomycetes; Cephalothecales; Cephalothecaceae
Exons: 2
Coding region: 211-1614 (467 amino acids)
Source: RefSeq, a predicted model, not a curated record